Molecule: messenger RNA, 1230 nt
Organism: Saccostrea echinata
Lineage: Eukaryota; Metazoa; Mollusca; Bivalvia; Ostreida; Ostreidae
Exons: 5
Coding region: 1-1221 (406 amino acids)
Source: RefSeq, a predicted model, not a curated record
AUGGAAAGCAAAUUAUCUGACUUGAGAACUUCUUCAUUUCCUAAAAAAAGGAAAAUGAAAGUAGAGUUACCACAAACCUGUACAUCAGAUGAGGAACCUUACACUGAUCCAAGUGCUUCAGUUGACUGUUGCGAAACUGUACUUGUCGAUGGUAAAGAACAUGUUUACUUCCCUGUCAGCAAAUGGGAUUAUGAGGACCUGAAGAACUUGAACAUUUUCUUUGAGGAGAGACCUGAACCUUUUGAGGAGUUUAUGUUAGAAGUAAAAGAGAAUUUUAUGUGGAAAUGUGAUUGUCCAGAUUUCAAUGAAGAUGUGAGAACUUUUAGUCAGAUGCUUAAAGAGACUGUUGCCUUUUCGUAUGAUCUGCAGACAGUUUGUCAGUUAAGUAAACACAUGUAUAAAAACAAAAAGGCCAUAGAACAGAAGAUCAUUGAUGAGAUAGAAUGUGAUGUACAAAAGGCAAAGGAAGGGGAGAAAGAUCUGAAUUUAAAUGACUUAUUAAACAGGAAGUGGAUGCCAGCUGUGAAGAGAUUUGCAGAAGAGACUCUGAAACUGAUUAAAAUGUCACUGUAUCCUUUAGAAGAAGGGGACCUGCUGUCAGUGAAAAUAGAGAGGGAGAAGGAGAGGAAGAGAGCUAUUGGACAGGAGAGGAAGGAAAACUCACCUGAUGUACCCCAGGAUUGCUUUGGAAGUUUCUUGAAGCAUUUUUCCUCUGUAUUUGGACAGAUGUUUUUCCUGGAGCCAGAUUCAGUGACCAGAAAGACUUUUUAUUUCAUGGACAAGUUGGUGGACAGCACUCCUGAUUCAUGUUACUUAAUACAUAGGGAACCUGUCCCAGGAGUAAUUGAUGCACCUGAAUCUAUACUGUCUGUAUCUCAGGUGAAACAGACAAUUAAAAUGAAUGAUGGUACUUCUCUAUCAUUGGAAGAACAACUGGGCUCCAGGGUCUUAGGACAGAUUGGAGCAGGACUUUUUGCUGAAACAAAUUUUUCACUGAUAAAACCAAAUUCUCUGGGCAUUAUAUACUCAGAAACCAAAAUUAUUUUCGUGUACCUGAAGUUACAAAAUGACCAUUAUGUGGAUGUACUGUUAAAGACUCCAUUGACCACAGAAGGCAGGAUCUCCUAUACCCAGCCAUUUGAUAUGUUAAAUGCUGAAGACAGGCUCAAAAUUUCAGAUUUCUUCUAUUUUCUUGGGUGUCUUCAAAACAAAAAUAAAUAAUAAUUUUCA